AUGAAGGCGCUAUUUUUCAUCUCCGUAACAUAUGUGCUUCUUCUGAACGCUGGACAAAAUUCUGCGAACGAGGAACGAUGCAAAAUAACGAACUUGGAGCAACAUUUAACUCGGCUAAAUAUCUUUUUCAAAGAACUUCGUCACCGAGCGGCUCUUGGUAAAAAAUACCAAACGGUUGCUUUAGGCGAAGGAGGACUGAUGUAUUAUUUAAACCGCACGGAUAAUCUCCAAAAAGAUGCUCAAGAGAUGUUAAAGUCUCCUUCCAAAGAAGGUCCAUUAAAGAGUAGAUCAAUCAUAUUCCAUCGUGAACUCGAUGCUGUCUACGGUGGUGCAUACACUUCUGUGUAUCAGUUGGUAGAAAUGAUGCGUAUUAAUCCAAAAAUCCUUGGACAGAUGCUAUAUCCAAAGACAACUGGCUAUGGUUGCCAUGUGGAAGGUUUUUCAAAAAAAUCCAAAUGUUAUUUGAAAGGUGCCUGCGUAUUUGAUAAAGAGGCUCCAGUCGACUAUGAAAUGGAGAAAAAAGCAUGUACGAAAAACGAUGAUUGUACCUAUGAGAAACCAGCGACCUGUUUAUAUCCUUUGUGCUACGCCCAGAAGAAGUGA
Necator americanus (New World hookworm) is the source of this 603-nucleotide messenger RNA. RefSeq lists its product as uncharacterized. The transcript is spliced from 7 exons. The record is from RefSeq and is a predicted model, not a curated record. The coding region runs from base 1 to 603 and encodes 200 amino acids. Lineage: Eukaryota; Metazoa; Nematoda; Chromadorea; Rhabditida; Ancylostomatidae.